CAUCACUCCCUCAAAGGGGUGUGGGGACAGAGGGGUAAUGCCGGUGCCCGCAGAACCACGCACAGAGACGCACCCAGGAUGGGCUCUAAGUACCCACGGUCUAUGCGGUGCUGCCUGCCCCUGUGGACCUUAAUACUGGAGGCGGCUCUCAUUGUCAUCUUCUUCUUUUUCGCCAACUAUGACAGCUCCUCAAAGGAUCCGAAGAUUGUGGUGACUCAUGGAGCCAUCUUACAGGAUGUUAUGGUCAUGGCGGCCCUCGGCUUGGGCUUCCUCACCUCGUCUUUGUGGAGAUACGGCUGGAGCAGCGUGGCCUUCAACCUCUUCAUGCUGGCCCUCGGGGUGCAGUGGGCAGUCCUGCUGGAUGGCUUUCUGGAACAUCCCCCCUCUUGGAAAGUGGUCAUCAAACUGUCCAGGAUUCAGCAGGCGACCAUGAGUGCUAUGUCUGUGCUGAUCUCUGUGGGUGCCAUCCUGGGGAAGGCCAACCUGGCGCAGCUGGUGCUGAUGGUGCUGAUGGAGGUGACCGCCUUUAGUGCCACGAGGAUGCUCAGCCGGCAGUUCCUCGUUGCGGACAACCACUUAAGCAUGAUGUACAUCCACGUGUUCGCGGCCUACUUUGGGCUGACCGUGGCCUGGUGCCUCUCAAGACCUCUCCCCAAGGAAGCGGAGGAGAAAGAGCGGAGGACAACGAGCCCCAGCCUGUUCGCCAUGCUGGGCACCCUCUUCUUGUGGAUGUUCUGGCCGAGUUUCAACUCUGCUCUGCUGACCAUACCACACGAAAGGAAGAACGGCGUGUUCAACACCUACUAUGCUCUUGCGGUCAGCGCCGUCACCGCCAUCUCCCUGUCGGCCCUGACUCACCCCCGAGGGAAGAUCAGCAUGACUCAUAUCCACAACGCAGUGCUGGCGGGAGGCGUGGCUGUGGGUGCCUCGUGCCACCUGAUUCCUUCUCCUUGGCUGGCCAUGGUGCUGGGGUUUGUGGCUGGGCUGAUCUCCAUCUGGGGAGCCAAAUGCCUGCCGGUGUGUUUUAACCGCGUGCUGGGGAUCCACGACUCGUGCGGCGUGCACUACACCUUUGGCUUGCCGGGCCUGCUCGGAGGGACCGCCUACAUCGGGCUGAUGAUGCAUAAGAUAAACUGGUCCAAGGAUCCCCUGCUCGGCUUCCAGGUGCUCUUCGACACUGGGGUACUCAGCUUGUCCAUGGCGAUGGGUCUAGCAUCUGGUCUCCUAACAGGUCUCAUCUUAAACCUCAAAAUAUGGAAAGCACCUCAUGUGGCUAAAUAUUUUGAUGACCAAGCUUUCUGGGAGUUUCCUCAUUUGGCUGUUGGAUUUUAAGCAAAGGCAUCCAA
Molecule: messenger RNA, 1346 nt
Organism: Myotis myotis
Lineage: Eukaryota; Metazoa; Chordata; Mammalia; Chiroptera; Vespertilionidae
Gene: RHCE
Product: Rh blood group CcEe antigens
Exons: 10
Coding region: 79-1332 (417 amino acids)
Biological process (GO): ammonium transmembrane transport; ammonium homeostasis
Cellular component (GO): plasma membrane
Molecular function (GO): ammonium channel activity
Source: RefSeq, a predicted model, not a curated record